AUGGGCAAGGACAUGAGCCAGAUCACUAAAUUAAAGAAUAUUCUCAAGGAACAAUCAAUCACCAAAAGUGAUCAAGAGAAGAAAGACGUGGAAGACAUACCCUAUGCAGAAGCUAUUGGAAGUGUUAUGUACACCAUGAUUACCACAAGGCCUGACAUUGCCUAUGUUGUUAGUCUACUCAACAGGUUUAUGUCAAACUCUGGAAGAGAACAUUGGAAAGGGUUCAAGCGGCUAUUAAGGUAUCUCAAAGCUACAUCACAAAUUCGUUUAAGGUUCACUAAGCAUAGAACUAAGAUUGAAUUGGAAGGUUAUGUGAAUGCUGAUUAUGCAUCUAACAGGGACACAAGGAAGUCAAUUACCAGCUACUGUUUUCAACAGAACAACUCCUGCAUUAGUUGA
Cannabis sativa is the source of this 399-nucleotide messenger RNA. RefSeq names its product secreted RxLR effector protein 161-like. NCBI's taxonomy places the organism in Eukaryota, Viridiplantae, Streptophyta, Magnoliopsida, Rosales, Cannabaceae. The record is from RefSeq and is a predicted model, not a curated record. The coding region runs from base 1 to 399 and encodes 132 amino acids. The transcript is spliced from 2 exons.